UAGCUUGAGCGUACCACGUUCUCGAUGCAUCUGGGACCCUACUCGCGGAGUAACAUGCUGAUCGAUCGGAGACUUAAUAUAUUAGGGGAGCUGCAAUGCUACGGAGUACUGCACGCUGUGGAGCGGCCGGGGAUUAUGGCAAAUAUGGAAGAUGUCGAGUGAACACCGUAGAUUGAAUAGGAGUACGGAGAAUGAACAGGAGGUUAGGGCUUGGAGACGAAGGACUCACUGCCACAUCCAUACCGACAUCCAUACCUUCAUACCUCGGACAAUUUUUCAAAAACAGCAAGGUAUUUUGGGUACUUUUCUCGGCAGUGCUAUGUCUCAACGGAGCACACCAAGUUGCGAGAGGAGUGUGGUGGGGAAUCGACGAGAGAGGACAGUAAUGACCCGGCCUUUUAUCCAGGGUGAUCCUGUUGGGUUCGUAUGCGGAAGCCAGGCAGCACGCAUGGCCCAGACCCGCAGAGUGCAGACGCCGAAGAAGCAAAAAAGCAUCGCAGUGGGUGGCCGACGCUGAACGAAGCCGGACUGAGGUCGUGGAGAGCAAGAGGCGCUGUCAAACAAGCUGCUUGCUCUGCCGGAACCCGGCACCGAUACCCCAUGGGAGCUAGUGCAGACGUCAGCGGGACGGCCCCGAGUUGGCCAGGACGGCCGCCAGUGGGCCAAAUCGAAUCAUGGGGAGGGCGCGAAGACAAUGGCCAGCGCAAGCUCCAGGCCGGGGCGGAGGAUGGGCUCGAGUGCGAUGCCAGUGGGACACAGGAAGCCCCAGUCUGCAGCAUGCCAGAAGCAGCAUUGCAUGCGGAAGGGGAGCAGAAAGCGUCUUUGUAUGACGGAUUCACGGCAGGAGACGACAGAUGGACCAGUGAAACACCUUGGGCCGAUGCAGGGGAGGCUAGCAGGAUCAGAGAAGCGACUUUGCAGAAUGAAACGCGAGCUAAAGAAUCCAAAUCCUCUCCUUCGGAACGCACGCCGGCCCGCCACAGAGCAGAAGCAAGUCAGUCGUCCAGCAACUGCAGGCGUGGGCCACUCAGUCAAAUCUUAUCGUGCAGGAUGCCCAUGUCCCGGCGCCCACGGGCAAGCUCAGUGCUCGCCAGUGUGUUCUCUGCGCGCUGCCAGCCUGAACAUCCACGCAGCAGCAAGCAGCAGCAGCAGCAGCAGCAGCAGCAGCAGCAGCAGCAGUUAGCAGCCUUGCGUGACAGCCCGCAGCCCAAGGUGGCGCCGUGUCUCUCGAUUUCUUGA
Lindgomyces ingoldianus is the source of this 1239-nucleotide messenger RNA. RefSeq lists its product as uncharacterized. The transcript is spliced from 2 exons. Lineage: Eukaryota; Fungi; Ascomycota; Dothideomycetes; Pleosporales; Lindgomycetaceae. The record is from RefSeq and is a predicted model, not a curated record. Bases 427 to 1239 code for a protein of 270 amino acids.